GAUUGUGCAUGAGCAAUACUAUCGCAAAAUGAAUUGUGAUACAAUAUUCUUGUUAUUUUCUAUAACAUUUUUAAUAAGUUAUAUUUCGUUAUCGGGCGCUGAUUGGUUUUGUGAUAGUUGUGAGGAGAAAAUUAGACCAAUACAAAGGUUGCUUGAUAAAACUUCAAUAAAAAAUAAACAACUCGAGUUAGAACUGCAUCAGUGUAAAAUUAAUAUUCAUAUUUCAAAAAUAAUUGAAAAAGAAUUUAUGAAACUAGACGAAAAACUCGAUAAGCAACCCCACAAUAUCAGUCAAGAAUUCAGUAAACUUUCUCAACUGUCGCAAGUCUCGAUUGAUAAGUUAAGUGCCAUUGAAAAGCAGCAACAAAGUUCAAAUUAUAGGGAAUUAAAUACAAUUACUGAAUGGCAAGCAAAAAUGUACGAAAAAAAUAAAGAGCUAAAGGCCAAAGAAAACGAAUGUGCUGAUUUAAGAAACCAACUGAAUGAGAUGAAAAAUGUCAUUAAGGAAAAAAAGACUCAAUUAAUAGAAAAUGAAAAGCGUGCAAAAAUCGUUUUAGAGCAAAAAAUUAAGGAAAAGUAUGACGAAUUGAAAAUUAUGAAAAGUCAAAAGGAGUUUGUGGAAGAAUACAACGCUAAACUUGUGGCUAAAACGCACAAUCAAGAAAAUCAACUCUCAUUCUAUUCCACCUGUUGCAAGACAGAAAGUUGUCAAAUUUUCGGCAACUCCACGAAUGCAAAAAUAAUUAAAAUUCCGGACGUUGAACCGAUGAAAGUGUCAUGCAAUGACAUUAUUGCUGAACCUGGUUGGUUAGUGUUUCAGCGACGCAUCGAUGGACACGAGGAUUUCAAUCGGAAUUGGACGGAUUAUCAAAUGGGUUUCGGCAACGUGAAAGAGGAAUUCUUUAUGGGACUAGAGAGAUUGCAUCAAAUAACAAAAUCCGAGCCACAUGAGCUCUAUAUUCAGCUCGAAGAUUAUGCGAAUGAGAAAAGCUGUGCUCACUACGAUCGAUUUGAAAUUGGCGGCGCCGAUGAGAAUUAUGUUUUGAAAUCGAUUGGCACUUACUCUGGCACAGCUGGCAACAGUCUGCAGGAUAACAUUGAGCAACAGUUUAGCACCUAUGAUCGUGACAAUGACUCCGACGAGAUUAACUGUGCCGAACUACUUUCUGGCGGCUGGUGGUAUUCUAAUUGUGGAUUCAGCAAUUUGAAUGGAAAAUACGCAAAGGAUAUCUUUUGGGACGAAUGGCGUGGCUAUGAGUACUCAUUGAAGUCUGUUGUAAUGAUGAUACGUCCUAAAAACACUCAGCAUCAAUAAUUCAUAAAUUGUACUUAUGAGUGAUUCUAAGAAAAACUGCCACUAUAUUUGAUUAUUAAUAAAUGCUUUACUUGGAAUGACGUACAUUUAUAUACAUAUUUUAUA
This is a messenger RNA of Drosophila sulfurigaster albostrigata, 1420 nucleotides long. RefSeq names its product fibrinogen-like protein 1. The record is from RefSeq and is a predicted model, not a curated record. Lineage: Eukaryota; Metazoa; Arthropoda; Insecta; Diptera; Drosophilidae. Bases 29 to 1315 code for a protein of 428 amino acids. The transcript is spliced from 2 exons.